AACGAGCGCUGCAUUUCCCAUAUCAUCCCCGAUCUUCAAUUUACAGGUCGCUUGAUCAUACACCCGAAAUCGAAUGACUAUACUUAGCGCCACCAGCUUGGCUCGACCACGCCCAUCUACCUCUGGUGACCUAACGUUCCAUAUCUCGUUAGGUCGCACUUACAGGUUCAAGUGAUUCCAAAAAAAAAAAGCCUCGACUUGCGCACACAAUACCUAACAAAGUUGAAAAUGGGGCUAAAUCGAUACCUGUUUGUAAUUGGCACAUUUUUACAAAUACUCUACACAGGUCACAUUGGAAUGGCGAAACCCAUUAUCCCUGGACAGGAUAUGUAUUACGGGAGUUUGGAGAAAAGCUCCGAAUGCGGUACCAGAAUUCAAGCAACUGAAAUUGAACUCAUGUGGCAAGUGGUACCGGGUCUGGAAGGAUAUACAUCCCAAGUAUGUUUCCGUUAGUCUAUUAGAAACUCACAAUCAAUUAGCAUUAUCUAUUAAUUCGAUAAGACUACGACCUUUCCGCUACGGGCAGGAUCAAGCGGGAAACAACGUCGUGCCUUCACCACACCUCUGUUUGACGAUCGUAGUCCGGAG
Molecule: messenger RNA, 588 nt
Organism: Babjeviella inositovora NRRL Y-12698
Lineage: Eukaryota; Fungi; Ascomycota; Pichiomycetes; Serinales
Exons: 1
Coding region: 229-453 (74 amino acids)
Source: RefSeq, a predicted model, not a curated record